Molecule: messenger RNA, 1077 nt
Organism: Raphanus sativus (radish)
Lineage: Eukaryota; Viridiplantae; Streptophyta; Magnoliopsida; Brassicales; Brassicaceae
Exons: 6
Coding region: 284-712 (142 amino acids)
Source: RefSeq, a predicted model, not a curated record
AAAUAUGGAAAACAAGUAGUAUUUGACAGUAUAAAAGAUUUGAUUUUCCAAAAAAAAAAGAUUUGAUUUCCGUAAAAAUGUUGGAAAAGAAUAAAAAAAUGUUGGAAAAGAAUAAAAAAACAAAGGAGUAAUUAGGUUGGGAUAGUUUGGUAUAAAUACAUGAAAACAACCCACCGUUUUGCUUCCCCUGUUCUGUCUCUCAAACAUCAUCAGAUAUUCAUACAAACACGUCUCCAUAGAAUACAGAGAAGUGUGUUGUGGGGGGGGUUUAGGUGUGGAAAGAAUGGAAGGAAGGAAGAAGAGCGGUUCGUCUUCUUCUCCAUCGUUAACCUCUGAGCUUUUUGGUUCCAGAGAUAAUCCUUCUUCUUCUUCUUCUUCUGGGUUUUUCGGAUCUAUUUUUGCUCCUCCUUCUCAUAAGGUUAUGGGACAAGAGACUGUGACUGGUGGUGGCUGGAACGAUAAAUCCUCCAAGACUGGUGAUGCUGACAGAAACAGAGAAGAGCAAGACAACUAUGGUUCAGUUUAUCAUCAGGAACAAGAGAGAGUUCAACCUUGCCAUCUCAGCUCUUCCAUCUAUUACGGUGGCCCUGAUGUCUAUAUCCAGCCUCAAAAUUCCGGCCUCAAUUCUACUACGAAGAAGAAAGAGGGAGGCGAAGAUGAUUCCGGAAGUGCUUCCAGAGGAAAUUGGUGGCAAGGGUCUCUGUAUUACUAAGUAGAGUUGUUGCUACUUAAGCCAGUGUUAUACUACAAAAGCAGCCAGGGUAUAUAGGAAGGAAGGGAAAAAAGUAGAGUAGCAGUGGAUCCGUUGGUAUUAGUAAAACUUCUCUAUCUUAUUAUUACAAAAAAAGUAUGGAAGAAGUUUGUAAGGGUUGGUUAGAUGCAAAGACGCCAGGAAAGCUUGUCUGAGGGGUUUUUUUUGGUCGUGGUUUAGUUAUUAACCCGACCGCUUCAGAUUUAGCUUUCGUAGUAUGUAUAAUGGAUAAAAACAAUGAUAUGGUUUUGUAAGAAAACUACUCUAGUAAGUUUCUACAUUUACAAGCAUUGAAAUAAAUCACAACCUGUUGUUGUUUCUAAAGU